AGGGUGCGUCAGCAAUCGACAGCUGUCCAAAUUACCUGACUGUAAUGCAGACGGGUGGUUCAACCAACGGAGGAUGUAUAUCUACAAAUACGAGCAUCAGUGGUGACAGGAUUUUUGGGGGCUAGUGACAUCGCCAGUGGCUCGAAGCUCACCUGCACCGUUAAGUUGAUUGUUUACAAAAAGUGCGAAACGUCAAUGGACUCAGCGGGUGCAAACUGUUGGAGCGAGGGGAAGAUGGAAAUUUCUCUCAAUCUCAGACAUCAAGAUUCCUGGCGAUGGACCUGCACAGGUCCGAAGUCAACUGCAGAUAAACCAUGGUGUAGUGGUAGAUCAUCAGAUGGUGGUGGACAAAAAAGAUCCUCUGUACGUUGUGAACAUCAAGCGUGCAAUCGCCUCCCAGCUCCAGCUGCCUAUCCUCCCAGCCGACAAAUAUGACGACAUCGUUGUUCAGCAUGAUAUAUUCGGAGCUUGUCCCACACGCUUCACCUUCUCCGCGGAUGAGAAGAAUGUGAUCACCACCACCCGUGACCUCACCAUGUGUCAGAUGCCUCAGGUGCAGGGUAGUCAGCUAUCCUUGCUAUCAUUCGUCAAGAACUUUCAGCUUAAUGUGCUUGAGGGUAAUACAGACGAGAUGAUUUACCCGUUCCGUUCAGAGGUGAACUGCACGUACAAGCUGAGCGGCAACAGGAGGAUUGAGUCGUCGGAGUGCGCGCAGCACGAGACCUUCCAGCCUUUCAUUUCUGAUGGACCAUCUCAGACACAUCCCGUGGCCUCGGUCAAGCAGCUGCUGACCCUGGAAUCGGUUGUCUCCGUCCCCAGAAUAAACGCGCCAUGAGUCGCGGGCUCCAGGGUCGGGACAUUGUGGAUCUCAGCAUGACAUUCGAACAGACUGAAGAACCAGAAACCAUGGCGCCUAAGAUCUUCUCACAGCUCAACAGCCUCAUGAACACGUACUCCGCGUUGUCGCAAGAUUUGCCGCCGGUCAACUUCCGGGCGUUGGUGAACCUGAUGAGAAACGCCAAGGAGAGUGUUUUGGAGGAAGUCCUCGACUCUCUAAUCUUGUGCCGCUCCUCUGCACUCCUUUGUCCCCUUAAAGUGAAUUCUGGAGAUAUGAAGCCAUCUCUCCUGCAGGACAUUUCGGAGACGUUUUUUUGGACGGGCUGCUGUCAUGUGGUAGUGACGCAUGCGUUGCCACGUACGCCACCUGCCUGCAGCGCGGUCUCGUUGGUGACGUAGCUGGAGGUGUCACACUUUUCAACAUGGCUUUAUUCUAUGCGCCGUCGCCAGCUGUUGUGAAGAAGAUCUUUGAGUUCUGCAAGGUGAAAUCCACAAGAACCUGUUGGCUGUCCCUUGGAAGCCUGGUCAACAAACUGUCCAACAGCGUGAGGAACAACAACAACCGCAACUACGUGAAUGAGGGGAAGAAGGUCUUGAAAGAGAUCCUACAGCACCUGCGUGCUGGGAUGGGAGACACCUGCCGUCUGACCAGCCUGGACCCCGCCACACAGCACUACACGCUUGCUUCCCUGCUGGACACAGUCAAAACAUUGGGAAACGCCGGGGAUGCCAUCCAAAUGUUUUACGACAACGAAUCAAAGGAUGGUAAAGGACUGGUGCCAGCCUUGAUUCGGUGUUUGAAAAAUUCAGCCCUUCCUGAGAAAAUUUCUCGGGCUGUUAUUUUGGCUAUGGGAAAGCUGGAGCUGAACAAGGAAUUGCAAAAGGUUUUCAUGGACCUUUUAUCUGAUGUCAUGCGACCUUCGUCUCUCCGAACUGUUGCGUUUGAUUAUCUACUUCGCCUGGAGGACGAGACCAGUGUCCGGGCCUUGCUGCAAGCCAUCCAACAGAGCAAAUGACCAGCUUGAAGUUUUACAUGGUCACGCGACUCAUCCACCUACUGGAGUCCAAUCUUCCUCACGCAUUCAGCCUGCGUUCUCUCUGGCGGAAAGUUAUGAAGGAACAGAGUUUUCAGCUUCCUGUGAUAGAAGAGCUUAGAGGCAGGGGCUCCCACCAUGGCGAGUUCUCCUUCCACACGGAGGUUCCUGUGUCUAAGAUGCCUGCCGGCGCUAAAUUUGUCAUCAACGUCGUCUACGACCCCUCUAGAAUCGUCUUCAGUUCCGUGAGGGUCUCUCUGACCAUCACUAUCGGCAACUUCUCCCAUGAGCUGGUGGACAUCGGGCUCGACGUGCAAGGUUUUGAAAACAUCGCGCGUGAGUUCUUGGGCCCAGAAUUUCAAAUGGAGAGAUGUCCAGCCCGGAGCGCUCAUUGCCAAAAUUAUGCAAGCCGUUCUGUCAAAACCAGGAAGGUGCCCACAUUCUUCUUCGAAGACAAGACUGUCGUUCAAGCUCUUCAAGAACUGUUUCAGCGAGUCAAUAUGCCAUCCGGAGAUUCCCCGCAAGCACAGCUACACAUUCGCCUGUUAGGAAGUGACGUGGGAUUCUUAGACCUGGAAGACUUUAUUGUCAUUGUCAAAGAAGCCAUCAAUCCACAAAGUGACAAAAGGCCAGGGAGGUUCCAGAAUUUGAUGCAAAAUAUUGCCCGAGGCAUUAAUCUUUUCAUUGGAAAGUCCCAGAAGAUGGUGGAGGCGAAAAAGAUCAUUCCGACGGUAGCCGGCCUGCCCUGGCACGUGCAAAUAGACGGCACGAUGGUGGCCUCCGCCAUGCUCAAUGUCACCAACGACAUCAGCAAGUUCCGCAAGGGUGAUGGGCCCUUAGAGAGCCGCGGAAGACUGAAAGCGAGUGUGGCAGUGGCUGUGUCGUGUCGUGGUGCAGUGCACUUGGGGAAUUUCUCAAAAUCCGGAGUCCAGUUCAACUUGUCGGUUCUUGUCAACGGAGAGACGGGCGGUCGACUGAAGCUUUAUUUCGUGCCAGAACGCAAGACAACGCCACGUGCCCAGGUUCUAGAGUUAGGGCUCGAGGCCCCGAAACACGCUAUUAACAUCUUUAGCAUCAGGAGUGACCUGUUCACCAUCCACAAUGACAAGUAUCGCACGGUGCUGACCCCAGCCACGCAGCGACAGGUCCAGCUGUGCGCCCCUCAGUUCGUGCAGCGUUGGUCUGGCCAACGUCCGUGUCUCAGCGGGUUCUACCAGCAAACCAACGGACUGUCUCUGACUCCAUUUCCCCUGCUGUCUGGACCAGUCUAUCUUGAUGUCCGCAUCAUACCGGCAGACAGAGCCCUGAAGGAAUACACGGCGGCUUUCACGAUGACGAGGGACAGCACUGGGAUACAGGCACGAAAGCAAGUCUUCAAGGCUGACUUCUCUGCUCUAGGUGAGGAAUUGAAGCGGCAGUGUCACAUUAAGGUGGAGUCGAUCCACUGACUAUGAACGUUCACGUGGACGGUGCUGUGCCUGAGGUGGGUCUGCAGUACGACUUUGAACUUCUGUCAAAUCAAACCGGAAAUGACACGUCGAACCACCGCAAGCUGUCGUCAGUCUUGUCUCUUCAGUCGCGAAUAAUGCAUUCUUUGAUUCUAGAG
Messenger RNA from Pomacea canaliculata, 3477 nucleotides. RefSeq lists its product as uncharacterized. The coding region runs from base 1850 to 3319 and encodes 489 amino acids. The record is from RefSeq and is a predicted model, not a curated record. Gene Ontology annotation, biological process: lipid transport. The transcript has 18 exons. Gene Ontology annotation, molecular function: lipid carrier activity. NCBI's taxonomy places the organism in Eukaryota, Metazoa, Mollusca, Gastropoda, Architaenioglossa, Ampullariidae.